This is a messenger RNA of Didymodactylos carnosus, 1287 nucleotides long. NCBI's taxonomy places the organism in Eukaryota, Metazoa, Rotifera, Eurotatoria, Philodinida, Philodinidae. The record is from the annotation of a GenBank genome assembly.
AUGCCUAAACAAAGCAAGAAACCGAUUGCUCGUGCUGCUCCUUAUAUUUCAAUGCCACAUCGAUCUCGAAAAAAUCUCAAUCAACAAUCGGCACAAAUUCAGCAACAACAACAACAACAACAACGGUGUUUGCCUGAACCUCAUCAGGAAAAUUUGAUAAGUGGUGAUAAAGAUGAAACAUUUGCUCGAAAACGUUUUCAUCGUAGCACGCUACCCUCACCUUCUCCACCACCAACGUCUCUCAUAUCCGACUCAUCGUCAAUAUUUUCAUCUUUGUCAUCAAGCACAACUAACUCUAAUGCCGACGAUGAUCUCAAUUAUUGGCUAUCUUGUUCAAUUAGAGAAGUAUGCAAACGCAUACCCAUUAACUGUUUGGGCUAUGAGUUUCUUAGCAACGGUGAAGUGGAAGUGAUUGAAAAUAAUUUUCGGGCACUAUCUGUAAUAUUAUCAUCAUCUGAUUGGGAUUUAGAACGAAAUCCGGUAGAUUAUGUUCGUGCUUUUCGUCGAUUACAUGCUAUUGAUUCGUUCAUACUUUUAUGUGAAAAUUUUCUUCAAGUGGCUGGUGAUGAUAAUAAUAGAUAUCGAUCGUUGAUACAGCUGAUUGGUCAAGGUUGGUAUACCUGUUUGGCUGGUCUAUUGCCAUCAUGUUUAUUUCCACUGGAUACUACAUCCACCGUUCCAUUGACUCAUUUGACAAAUGAUGAUAGCAGAAAAUUACAUUUCAUUAAUCAGAACAUAUCAGAUUUCGAAGAUGUAUUAGAUGAAGCAAUUAAACACGGUGAAUGCAUAACAAAACAGAAUACAUAUAGUCAAUAUCCAAUUCUAUUAAAUUAUGUUCGCAAAAUGUGGUUGGUCCUGAAGGAAGAAAUUUUUAGCAAAACUGAUAAUGGAAAACAUUCACAUUCUGGACUCCCACUUAGAAACUUAUCAAACAAUGACCAACUUGUCAUUUCAAAUGGCCGUUUACCAUUGUUUUGUGCUUCAAAACAACUGAAAAUGUUAUCAAGUUUUAUCUCACAGUUUUUUCAGUCAUCAUCAGUCGAUUGUGAACAGUCAAAGAUGACUUAUAUUAAUGAUCGUCAAAAAUAUAAUUUUAAUGAUAAUUAUGAAACAUACACGAAAACAUAUUUGAUUGGCAAUAGUGAAGGUGAUAUGUAUGAUAUAACAACAAUGAAACAGUGGCAAUAUGAACAAUUAUAUCGACGACAUCGACAAUGUAAAUGUACACGUACACAACAAUGUUGUAAGACGAUCGAAGACAAACUUUUUGAAAUCAGUCAUCAGUAG